This is a messenger RNA of Bipolaris sorokiniana ND90Pr, 1307 nucleotides long. RefSeq lists its product as uncharacterized. Gene Ontology annotation, molecular function: metallodipeptidase activity. The coding region runs from base 1 to 1251 and encodes 416 amino acids. Gene Ontology annotation, biological process: proteolysis. The transcript is spliced from 2 exons. The record is from RefSeq and is a predicted model, not a curated record. NCBI's taxonomy places the organism in Eukaryota, Fungi, Ascomycota, Dothideomycetes, Pleosporales, Pleosporaceae.
AUGGACAGUGUGGAGAAAACCCAACAGUCUGUGCCAUCCGUUGUGUUGGACAAGAAAAGGUCGACGCGCACUUCAUGGAAACUGAAAGCCUUCUCCAUCCUUCUCCUCGCUGGUUUUGCAGCUGUGAGGACUUGGAUUUCGCGCACUGUCGAUCCUUUAGGACAAGUACUUGGACAUGUACCGUUGAUUGCCUUAGACGGACACAACGAUUUUCCUAUCUUUAUACGAGCAUUCUACUACAAUCACAUAUAUGGAUCCAACUUUAGCGACGCGAUAGAUCUGGUCGGACAAGUCGACUUUCCCAAAUUGGAGCGGAGUCGCUUGGGGGCUCAAUUUUGGAGUGCGUACGUUGAGUGUCCUCGUGAUGGAGGCGACGCCAGCGACCAGGCGACAUUCUACGAGGCAAUGCACCAAACGCUUCAGCAAAUCGACUUGAUCAAUCGGCUUAUCGAUGCCUAUCCGAAGCGUCUGCAGCGCGCAGCGUCGGCUUCAGAGGUAUGGGCGCAGUUUGCGGAUCCUAAGAGGACCGGCAUUUCCAGCCUCAUGGGUAUUGAGGGCUUGCACCAGGUUGCUAACAGCGCGUCAUUUUUGCGUUUGGUUUACCAGCUGGGUGUUCGCUAUGUGACCUUGACACAUAGCUGCCACAAUGCCUACGCCGAUAGCUGCAGUCCGCAUGAGCCAUUGAACGGCGGUCUCUCGGAGGCAGGACGUGACGUGGUCCUGGAGAUGAACAGGAUCGGCCUCAUGGUCGAUCUGUCGCACACCUCGGUCGCGACACAACGCGACGCCUUCAACGUGUCGCGGGCGCCCGUCGUGUACACCCACUCGUCAGCGCGCGCACUGUGCGAACACCCACGCAAUGUGGCCGACGAAGAGCUUUGGGCACUCAAGGCCAACGGCGGCAUCAUCAUGGUCAACUUCUUCCCCGGCUUUGUCACCUGCAACGCCCAAGCAACGCUCGAGGAUGUUGCCGACCAUAUCAUCUACCUGGGCAAUUUGAUCGGCUUUGAGCACGUCGGUAUCGGCGCCGAUUUCGACGGAAUGGGCUUCGAUAAGGGCCCGGUUGGGCUUGAAGAUGUCGGCACCUAUCCGGCGCUCGUUGCGGAGCUGCUGCGUCGAGGGGUGUCGGUUACCGAGGUGAGAGGCGUCGCUGGGGCCAAUAUCUUGCGUGUAUUAGCGAGAGUCGAAGAGAUAGCACAUGUAAUAGCCAAUCAGCAGCCACUUGAGGAUCAAGUAAAAUCAAUAUUCUAAAUAGAGUAUUUUAUUCUAGUAAUAUGCAGUAGUAGCAGAAUAAUGGUAAAACAUCC